GUUUAAAGAUGACUGGGAGCCAUCUUACACACUCGCUUUACACCCCUAAAUAUAUGCCACAACUCUACACCUAAAACUCACAAAUUUAAACCCACAGAGAGCUAUUCUCAGCCACAUUAGGUGGAAAACCUUUUGAAAUUGUUGUUGUCGAUGCAUAGAUGAGAAAGGAAUGGACAGAAAAAUAGAAAAGACUUGCAGUAGCUUCCUGGACCCUGGUCUUUGAAACUUUUGCAAAGGAGGGAUUCCUUGAUUCGUGGAAGGAUAAUUGAAGCUAUUCUUCCUGCUUCUAAAAUCUGUGACCAGUUGCUUGAGUGACGUUCAUAUUAAAAUGUUCCACAAGAGACUUUCAUAUUGAGGAACAAGGAACUGCUUGAAAAUAUUGCUUUAAAUUUUGUUGUGUGCUUUGGAUGCUGUGGGAAGAGCAACUGGUAAGUUGUUUUGCAAGCCCAUCAGGAUAAAGUUAUCUCCAUUGUUAUUGUUGCUCACUGUUUGGAAGAGAGAAUAUUAAAAGUCAUGAGUACCGCAAGAAUGGAGAAUCCAGUGAUUCUGGGACUGUCGAAUCAGAAUGGCCAAAUGCGAGGCUCUGUAAAGCCAGCAGGGGGCCCUGGAGGUGGUGGAGGUGGGUCCCAAACAAUGCAGCCUGCCCAGGUAAAGGCCCCCAGUACAGUCAUCAAUGGCAACUCCUUGCCAGCACCCACAGCCAACACCAUUAUCAAGGCUGGGGAUGACUGGAAGAAGAAUCUAAAGCUUCCUCCAAAGGAUUUGCGCAUGAGAACUUCAGAUGUGACGUCGACCAAGGGAAACGAGUUUGAAGAUUACUGCCUGAAACGAGAGCUUCUUAUGGGCAUCUUUGAAAUGGGCUGGGAAAAACCAUCACCUAUACAGGAGGAGAGCAUUCCCAUUGCGUUGUCUGGGAGGGACAUUCUGGCCAGAGCCAAGAAUGGAACAGGAAAAAGUGGCGCCUACCUCAUUCCCUUACUUGAACGCAUUGACCUGAAGAAAGACAGCAUACAAGCAUUGGUCAUUGUGCCCACUAGAGAACUGGCUCUACAGGUGAGUCAGAUAUGUAUCCAGGUCAGCAAACACAUGGGUGGGGUCAAGGUCAUGGCAACUACAGGUGGAACCAACCUCCGUGAUGACAUCAUGAGACUCGACGAAACGGUGCAUGUUGUCAUUGCCACUCCAGGAAGAAUUUUAGACCUCAUCAAAAAGGGAGUGGCCAAAGUCAGCCUAGUACAGAUGAUCGUGUUGGAUGAGGCAGAUAAGCUGCUGUCACAGGACUUUGUUAAGAUGAUGGAGGAACUUUUGAGCUGCUUGGCCAAGCAAAGGCAAAUUCUACUGUACUCUGCCACCUUCCCCCUGAGUGUGCAGAAGUUCAUGAACUCCCAUCUGCAGAAACCCUAUGAGAUAAACCUGAUGGAGGAGCUGACCCUGAAGGGGGUUACCCAGUAUUACGCCUAUGUGACUGAAAGGCAGAAAGUCCAUUGCCUUAAUACACUCUUUUCCAGGCUCCAGAUCAAUCAAUCUAUAAUCUUCUGCAAUUCAUCCCAGCGAGUGGAGCUCCUGGCCAAGAAGAUCUCUCAGUUGGGAUACUCUUGUUUCUACAUUCACGCCAAGAUGAGACAGGAACACCGAAACAGAGUGUUCCAUGAUUUCAGAAACGGCUUAUGUCGAAAUCUCGUCUGCACUGAUCUCUUCACAAGAGGAAUUGAUAUACAAGCUGUGAAUGUUGUGAUCAACUUUGAUUUUCCCAAACUUGGGGAGACAUACCUCCAUCGCAUUGGCAGAUCUGGUCGAUUCGGGCACUUGGGACUUGCCAUUAACUUGAUCACAUAUGAUGACCGCUUUAACCUGAAAGGUAUUGAAGAACAGCUGGGUACUGAGAUAAAGCCCAUUCCCAGCAGUAUUGACAAAAGUCUAUAUGUGGCCGAGUACCACAGUGAGAGUGGCGAGGAGGUUAAACUGUGAGCAAAAGAGAUCACCAAUCCUUUGUCUGUCUCCCCCACCCACUGUGUCUAUGGAAUAGUUUCUUUCUUUUUUUUUUUCCUCAACUCUUCCAUCUGUCUUCCUCUUUCCCCCACUUUUUUUUUUUUCUCGUCUGGUGCCACCGCAAGGAAUGUGACGUUGCAACUGCCCAAUAAUCGUGAAGGACUUGUGGCCUAAUACAGGACUGCUGCGCACUUUUUCCACCCUGAAGACUUUUAAUCACUUAAUGAGGAGGGAAAGAGGGGAAACGAGGAUUUGAAUUAUCAGCAGAGGAAAAAGUGACUACUCAUCGCCUGCAAGCACAUCCUCAACCCGCACUCACACUAUCCCUUUGCAUCAUGUUUCUAGUCAUUUGAAACAAGUGCCUUAACAAGCAGUUUAACUUGUUCAAAAAGUAAUAACCUGAUUUUUCUUUUUGCCACUUUUUUUUUUUUUUUUUGAGACUAGAUCAUCUUGUUUUUCUCACUUUUGCAUAGCUUUUCAGCUCCCCACCAUUUUACAUCAGUAGAUCCAUUUUGCAACUGCCACCUUUAGAGUUUUAUGGCGAUUUUAUUACGAAGAACAGGAUUUUGCAGCAAAAGAGUGGUGAGGCAGCAUGUGUUAUUGUGCGGCCUUUGGUGUACUUACUAUGGCGUGAAGAAAAACCCCCUGGAGAACUGCGAUAUCGGUGACAAGCAUAAUUGCAAGGAUAUGAGGCUAAUGUUCCUGUGGCAAGCUUUCAAAAGUCCUGCAAAGGCUCUCAAUGGCUUUUUCCUUCAACUGCUCAUGGAACAUUCCAUGCCUCUAGAGACCCAUAAUUCUUUCCCCCUCUGUCUUCAGUGGGCCAACACUAAGAGGGACUUGACCAGACUCAGACCAGCCUUUUCUUUUCUUUUCUUUUUUUAUUGCAGUUUCACAUUCUUAAUGGGUAGGCACUCUGUCCUAAAUGUGCCAUUAAUACAGAUCUGGGCACAUUGUAAACAUUUUGUAAAUACUUUAUUUAGGGUUUUUUUUUUUUUUUUUAAUGGAUUGUUUUAAAAUGAGCUAAAGAGGCUGAGUGACCAUUAGAAGUUGUUGAAAAGAUCUUUUAAAUAUUGGGUUCUGUCAGCACUGGAUGGCACUAUUUUGUUUGCAUAUCCCCACCCUCCAGUUGGGAAAGUAAAGCCAAGUUUAUACAAAUGCACCACCUUCAGAAAAAUUGGACUUGUGUGUUUUCUUUUUUUUUUGUUUUCUUUUUUUUUUUUUUAAAUCCCUAAAGAGUCUAUUUGAGUAUAAGCUUAAAGGCAUUUUCCUCAAGAAUAUUGUUUGACCAGGUGGUGCAGUCGUUCAGAUUUGCACUUGUGUGUUCUAAAUUAUUCAAUCUCAUUCGUUACCCAGUGUUGACAAGUUCCUGAAGUUGGUUGCUCAAAUGGCCUUUAAGAAUGAAAACAUGAGGCUUAUUAGCUUUCCAACCUUUUGCUUGUAAAACUAACUUGAGGCACUCUACUGGGUCCCCUAGCUGGGGUGACUUAUCAUAGAGGUAAUUUAAUAUUUUCAUCAUGUAAUAGUGCUACUCGCUGCAGUGCAGCUCAAAUUGGCAAUGUACAAAAAAAAUAUUGAAUUUCUAAGCGAGAUGUGUAGCUGUUACAUGGGUUUGUGUUCCCUGCCAUUGGCAUUGGGACAUGAUGACUAAACAGACCAUUGGGGGUGGGAUGGAUUGAAAGACUUUCCUCACUGGAAAAAGGAAACAUGGACAAAAAUCUAAAACAAACUGGAUGCCAAGCAUUCUAAACAUUGGACUGACAAUGUAGUGGCAAAGAGAUCUAGUGCACAGUAAGUCAACUGGCCUUUUUGUAAUAAGAUGCUGCACAGACUUAACAGAAUCUAAACCUUUGCAAUGUGGGCUGCACUUAGUUUGAACUUUAGUUCAGGGGUUGGGCAAUAAUACGGGCUGCACUUGUGCUAAGGGCACUUUUUCUGUAAGAACAGAAGUGUUUAGACCGACCGGGAACAUUUUUUUUCGGGGGGGGGGCGGGGCUUGGAAAUACUGUGGCAGGGACAUGGGUAUUUCAUGGGUGCUGAUAACCAAAUAUUUUUUUUGCAGCAGCAGCAGAAUAUUUAUCUCCCCCAAACACUAAUAGCCUUUCAAGAUUGAGUGAAUUAUUUUAUUUUUUUGCUGGGGAUUGACUUUGGCUUGUUUGAGACACUUUAGCCCUUCUGCUGCUUUUAGAUAAGUUGGAUGUUUUGACCCUUAAAUGUUUGAGGGUUAUAUCUUUAUGGGGUGGGUAGGAGUUGGGAGGGUUGCAAUUUUGCCUUUUGGCACAGAAUUGACCUGAAAUUUAUUUUACUUUAUGCGGAUUAACAGGUGUCCCCUUUUCAAAAAUCAAAUACAGGUGAGAUGUUUCUUUUAUAAAUCGGAUCGGCAUUGUUUACUGGGAAGUGUCUCAAUUAGAGUUUUUCCAAAUACAUUUAAGCUAAAGGUUGUAUUUGAAGCAUUAGUAGCAAAAUUUAAAGUUACUGUGUUGUUUGGGACCCGCUUAUCCUUUUCCAAAACUUGCAACACUUUCCCAGUAGCAUUGCUUGAAUCUAAUCUUGUAUGCUCUUCUCUAUAGCACAUUACCUCUCUGUGUGCACACAGAUGCCCCACCUUUUAGUCAUCUUGGUUUCUUUUGGGGCCAUUUGAUUGGGAGAUCUGCUCUAGAGAGGAGCAUACGAGUUAAUGGGCUCUUUGGCAGCAGCCUUUUUUUUUUUUUUUUCUCAAUCGCCACUUGCCGUGAAAAUCACAGUUUGUUCAUGACCUGUUGUAAACCAGCAUGUGAUUGGAUGUGCUUGGCCUUUUCUGAAGUGGUUGGGGUUUUGGUUAUCUUAUUUUUAAUUCAUUACUUUAGAAGAAUGAGGUGGAGAACAUCUCGCCUGUUCCUGUUUAAAAUCUAAAAUAAUUGAUGUGUGCUAAAAUAUUCUCUCUUCAAAAUCCACUCAUUCUUCAGGUUUUGUUUUUAAUUUAUCUUUUUAUUUUUGGGUGGGUGGGAAGGGUGUUUUGCUGCCCUGAUGUAUCUGUUUCUUAAUUCUGGACACUUGGCCAGUUUACAAUAAUCAGCCUGUUCAGUCUUGCAGUGUUUGGAUACAUCAGUCUGGGGGUGGGGGGGUGGGUGGAGAGAAUUGGGAAUAAAAAAAAUUGAAAAACAAUUCCGGAGUUCUGGGUAAGGAAAAUUCUAUCUCUAAACUUUGCCCUUAGAUUUGGGAUUUUUUUUCUUUUCUUUCUUUAAGUGAACAUCUGUUUGAUAUUGCAUUUAAAAAAAAAAAAAAAAAAGACCAACCAAAUUUAUUCGAAAUCAAAAGUUCAUGUUUUUGUUUUGAAAUUUGGCAAUUUCAAUUGGCAUUGUUCUCAGUGAUGCUACAUUUUAAAGAUUGAGGUUUUGUGAUGUGUAAAUGCAAUGGUUAACAUCUGUGAUGGUUUUUGUUUGAAAAUAAAGCUCACUGAAGUU
Xyrauchen texanus (razorback sucker) is the source of this 5429-nucleotide messenger RNA. Its product is annotated as probable ATP-dependent RNA helicase ddx6. The record is from RefSeq and is a predicted model, not a curated record. Bases 514 to 1968 code for a protein of 484 amino acids. Gene Ontology annotation, biological process: cytoplasmic stress granule assembly; P-body assembly. Gene Ontology annotation, molecular function: RNA helicase activity; ATP binding; mRNA binding. Gene Ontology annotation, cellular component: P-body; cytoplasmic stress granule. The transcript has 14 exons. Lineage: Eukaryota; Metazoa; Chordata; Actinopteri; Cypriniformes; Catostomidae.